Molecule: messenger RNA, 213 nt
Organism: Cetraspora pellucida
Lineage: Eukaryota; Fungi; Glomeromycota; Glomeromycetes; Diversisporales; Gigasporaceae
Source: the annotation of a GenBank genome assembly
AUGUCUCUAGAAAUUAAGUUAAAACAAAAUGUAUAUGAACUUCAUCUAACUUUGGAACAAAGUAUGAAGGUUGAAGCCUUUUUAAAUGAAAAAAAAGCUAUUUUUGUGCAUAAUGCUAAUAACUUGGAUCAAACUAACAUGUUGGUACAUAAAAUCGAUACUAGAAUUUCGAUAAAAAUCCUAACCAGGUUACUGAUAUUCUGGUAUAUAUGA